CAUUGGAGCGGUGUGUAUUCAUCUUGGCUUGGCAUUACAAGUUUACUUUUGCUUUAGCAAAGCAGAUUUUGUUUCACAUUCAACUGAGGAAUCAAAAGAAAAUUUCUCCAGAGGAGGCAUAUUUAGUGUUACGAGAGGGUUCUGGACGGGGCCGACGGUCGGAUGGAGGACUACAUGCCACCGCGUUACCAGCUGCUGGGACGAAUUGGCGAAGGAGUACACGGGGUAGUGGUGAAGGCACGAGAUCUCAGCAAUGACGACAAUAUUGUUGCCAUCAAAAAACUGACACUGCGUACCAAGCAUGGCUGGAUUGCGCCGAAUGCAAUACGGGAAAUCAAGGUGCUGCAAAACUCGCAAUGUGAAAAUAUUCUUUCCCUUUUGGACAUGUAUCCCGACCUCUCCGGAAUGUCGCUCGUUUUCGAAUACAUGCCUCACACAUUGUACAGUAAAAUGAAAGACGAAGAACAUCCACUGUCACGGGGCGAAAUCCGACGCUACACUGCCAUGCUGCUGAACGGGCUGAAAUAUCUACACAACCUGAAAAUCAUGCAUCGCGACAUCAAACCGGCAAACCUGCUUAUCGACAAACGCGACGUCCUAAAAAUAGCCGACUUUGGGCUGGCCCGACUCUUCGACGACCAGCAGCCUGGGAAGGUGUAUUCGCCACAGGUAGCAACGCGCUGGUACCGGGCACCGGAAAUCCUCUGGGGUUGCCAAACGUACGGUCCGUCCGUAGACAUGUGGGCUACCGGAUGCGUGUUCGCCGAAAUGCUCCGGGGAGUGCCACUGUUUGCAGGUGUCACCGACAUCGAGCAGCUGGCGCUUGUCGUGCGAACGCUUGGCACACCGAACCUGAAGGAUUGGCCGGAGGUGCGGAGCCUGCCCGACUACAACAAAAUUCGUUUCCCCAAUGCGAGCGGCGAACGGUGGGAGGAUAUUUUUCCCAGUUUCACCUCAAAGUCCGAAAUAGGGCUGGUUGAUAGUCUGGUGACGUAUAAUCCCAGCAGCAGGCUGACGGCGGCGGAGGCUAUGCAACACCCAUACUUUACCGAAGGAGACAAAAAUUAGAUUGGCGCCAAUGGUGAAUUUUCGAUAAGCUCAAAGCGAAGUAAAUUCAUCAACUAUUAAUCGCCUGCGGGAUUCAAAAAAAUGCACUACUUAAUUCGUGUUAUAAUAGAUAGAAAAUAUUGACCUUGACGAUUUCGAAGUUUUAUUUCAAAAAAGUCUUUCUUCUCGUGAGUAACAACAAUUCAACACACAAAACCAUAAAUUGAACUCAGGCUUCAUUACAUAUCCUGUUGUAUUUGAAACAAGAAUUAAACCGUCUAGUCAGACUACCCCUAAUUCACAACCGUACGGUCGAAUAAAAGCAGCUGCUCUCAUUGUUACGAAAGAUGAAAAUUGAGCCCAGAAGUAGAGGAAACUGUAGAGCCUUUUAACUAAUCCUAUC
Molecule: messenger RNA, 1450 nt
Organism: Wyeomyia smithii (pitcher-plant mosquito)
Lineage: Eukaryota; Metazoa; Arthropoda; Insecta; Diptera; Culicidae
Product: cyclin-dependent kinase 20
Exons: 3
Coding region: 163-1068 (301 amino acids)
Biological process (GO): protein phosphorylation
Cellular component (GO): nucleus
Molecular function (GO): cyclin-dependent protein serine/threonine kinase activity; ATP binding
Source: RefSeq, a predicted model, not a curated record